AGUCCAAAUCCAAAACAAAAACAGACUCCAUCUAAAACGACAGCGUUUCUGCCGUUUCAUCAAAACCUCUAGAAAACCCGCUUCUUCUCUCUUCUCAUUUUUCAUCUUCUUCUUCACUGUGAUUCUGUUAUUAUUAUUAGGUCGUAGCUUUGCUUUCUUUCUACUGCAAAAAAAUCGAAAAUGUCUCUACGUGUUUUGAACCCUAACGCCGAAGUUCUGAACAAAUCGGCGGCACUUCACAUGAACAUCAAUGCCGCUAAGGGUUUACAAGAUGUUCUUAAAUCCAAUCUCGGUCCUAAAGGAACAAUCAAAAUGCUCGUUGGCGGUGCUGGUGAUAUCAAACUCACUAAAGAUGGUAACACUCUUUUGAAAGAAAUGCAAAUCCAGAACCCAACGGCUAUUAUGAUUGCUAGGACGGCAGUUGCACAGGAUGACAUUAGUGGAGAUGGAACUACUUCUACUGUCCUCUUCAUUGGAGAACUCAUGAAACAAUCUGAACGUUACAUUGAUGAAGGCAUGCAUCCACGUGUGUUGGUUGAUGGUUUUGAAAUUGCAAAAAGAGCAACUCUACAAUUUCUUGAGAAGUUUAAGACUCCUGUUGUAAUGGGUGAUGAGCCUGACAGAGAGAUUCUCAAGAUGGUAGCAAGAACAACCGUGAGGACAAAGUUGUACGAGGCACUCGCUGAUCAGUUGACUAACAUAAUUGUUGAUGCGGUUUUAUGCAUCCGAAAGCCAGAGGAAGCAAUUGAUCUGUUUAUGGUGGAGAUUAUGCACAUGAGGCACAAGUUUGACGUUGACACACGCUUGGUUGAGGGUCUCGUCCUUGAUCAUGGUUCUCGGCACCCUGACAUGAAGCGCCGCGCAGAGAACUGUUAUAUCUUGACAUGCAAUGUAUCUCUUGAAUACGAAAAGAGUGAAAUAAAUUCAGGUUUUUUCUACUCAAAUGCUGAACAGAGAGAGGCUAUGGUCAUAGCUGAAAGGCGCCAGGUUGAUGAAAAAGUUAAAAAAAUCAUUGAACUGAAAAGAAAGGUCUGUCCUGAUAAUGAUAGCAAUUUUGUUGUCAUCAACCAAAAAGGAAUUGAUCCCCCAUCAUUGGACAUGCUUGCAAGGGAAGGCAUAAUUGCCCUUCGCAGAGCAAAGAGGAGAAACAUGGAAAGAUUGGUUUUGGCUUGUGGAGGAGAGGCUGUAAACUCCGUGGAUGACUUGACUCCUGAAAGUCUGGGUUGGGCAGGAUUAGUCUAUGAACAUGUCCUUGGUGAAGAGAAGUAUACAUUCGUGGAAAAUGUGAAGAAUCCAUUUUCUUGCACAAUUUUGAUUAAAGGUCCUAAUGACCACACAAUAGCUCAGAUUAAAGAUGCCGUCCGUGAUGGUUUGAGAGCUGUAAAGAAUACCAUUGAAGAUGAAUCUGUUGUCUUGGGGGCUGGUGCAUUUGAAGUUGCAGCUAGGCAACAUCUGAUCAACGAAGUUAAGAAAACUGUUCAAGGGCGUGCACAACUUGGUGUUGAGGCUUUUGCUGAUGCACUUCUUGUGGUGCCCAAGACACUUGCUGAAAACUCUGGGCUUGACACUCAGGAUGUGAUUAUUGCCCUUACGGGAGAGCAUGACAGAGGGAAUGUUGUUGGAUUGAGUCAAAACACUGGAGAACCUAUAGACCCUCAAAUGGAGGGUAUUUUUGACAACUACUCUGUGAAGCGCCAAAUCAUCAACUCAGGGCCAGUUAUAGCAUCUCAAUUGCUAUUGGUAGAUGAAGUAAUUCGUGCUGGGCGUAACAUGCGGAAGCCAACUUAGAUGUUCUUUCUUACUUGAAGCGUCUCUUUUGAAUAGGGUUUGCCAUGAGAUUUAUUUAUUUUGACGUGUCAACGAUGGGGAUUGUUAUGAAUUGCUUGCUUACUUUGAAAAUGAAGCAUUGUAUUGUAUUUUUUUCUUCUUUUUGACGGACAUAUUAGUAUGAUGAAGUCUACUAUGACUGAAUUUUGGGCUGCUUUACAAGUUUUGUAAGCAUGAUUUGUUAUAGAUCUAGUUGGAAAUGUGAUCUGUCUUCAAAAGUUGAUUUAUUUUAGUUCAUGAGGAGCAGGUGUAACUUCCAUCCAUCCAUAUUGUAUGACUCGUGAUUUUAGUGGACACAUUUUUACCGGCA
Molecule: messenger RNA, 2137 nt
Organism: Trifolium pratense (red clover)
Lineage: Eukaryota; Viridiplantae; Streptophyta; Magnoliopsida; Fabales; Fabaceae
Product: T-complex protein 1 subunit zeta 2
Exons: 15
Coding region: 181-1788 (535 amino acids)
Biological process (GO): protein folding
Cellular component (GO): chaperonin-containing T-complex
Molecular function (GO): ATP hydrolysis activity; ATP-dependent protein folding chaperone; ATP binding
Source: RefSeq, a predicted model, not a curated record